Messenger RNA from Daphnia pulex (common water flea), 4880 nucleotides. RefSeq lists its product as uncharacterized. Gene Ontology annotation, molecular function: nucleic acid binding; zinc ion binding. The record is from RefSeq and is a predicted model, not a curated record. NCBI's taxonomy places the organism in Eukaryota, Metazoa, Arthropoda, Branchiopoda, Diplostraca, Daphniidae. The transcript has 2 exons. Bases 270 to 4475 code for a protein of 1401 amino acids. Gene Ontology annotation, biological process: DNA integration.
UAGAAUCUAGUGCUGACCGCUAGAUGUCAUGCCACCUAGAGCGAGCAUAUCCCCGCUAUGCAGAGUCCCAAUACAGCAGUCUUCGACACACACUUGUCUUUAUAACAUGGUGUCAGAAGUGUGCUCUCACAACUCGACGGUGUUGAGUCGUAACCGCGUGGUUUGUGAGUAUUGAACUGCAUCCUUCUUUAUCGUACGCAUCCUCCGUGUUGUUGAACUGCAUCCGUCUUUAUCUCGUGCAUCCGUUUGUCUUGCACCAUUUUCUUGAAAUGUCGUCUUCGUUGAGGGCUCCUGAACCUUUUUCUUUCGGGGCCAGUGAUUUGGCGGCCCAGUGGGGUAUGUGGCGUAAACAGUUUUCGUGGUACUUGGUGGCUACAAAUAGCGGCCUUAACGUGGAUGAAGAGCAAAUGGUGGGCGUGCUCAUCACUCUUCUUGGCAGUGAGGGCCUCAAAAUUUACGAAACUUUUGUGUUCAAUCCAGCCACCGAUGCCAGAAAAAUUGAGCCGGUGUUAGACAAAUUCACUGCCCAUUUUGAGCCCCGACGUAGUGAAGUUUUCGAGCGUUUUAAAUUCCUGCGUCGUCAUCAACUCCCUGGUGAAACUUUUGAUGCGUGGUUGAUUGAUCUUCGUGGUCUCGUGAACUCAUGUGGCUAUGGUACUGGUGUUGAUUCGGUCUUACGGGACCAGAUAGUACUCGGUGUGGCUGAUCCUUAUGUCCGUGAAAAGCUGUUGUACGAAAAAGAUUUGCUGCUCGCCACUGCGUGUGAAAUUGUGCGUGCAUGUGAGUCAUCGAAAGCCCAGCUCAGCCAAAUCAACACACCGUCGACAGCAGAAGCCGCUCACGCCAUUCAGAGUCGACCUGGUGGCCGGAAGGUUGAGAGAAAGCCGGAUUCAUCAUUCAGAGCUCAGCAUGAGCAGCAGCCGUCCGCUAAUCAACACCCAGCCCAGCAGUAUCCCAAGUGUAAAGAUUGCGGUCGUUCCCAUAGAAAAAAUCAGUGUCGGGUCACCAAUGUUACGUGUUUUAACUGCAACGUGGUCGGCCAUGUAUCUAGUUGCUGUCCGAAUCCACCCAAGCCCCGCCAGAUGUCGACACGUCAAGCACCAAGCCCCGCGGCCAAAGUUCAUGCUGUGGAGGAGGAGACGCACUGGAUUGGUGAUGUCGAUCGUGGCGGUACGGCGAUGGCCCUCCCACGGUCAGUUGAAGAAAGUUACUACGUCUCUCAUUCCCUAACGUCAUCUGGUGGUGAGUCUGAGUGGCGCCAAGAAGUGACAGUAGAUGGCGUUAAAGUUAACUUCAAGCUUGAUUCGGGCGCCACAUGCAACAUUCUGCCGUAUGAGUCAUUUUCUCGGCUGCCCAAAACACGCCGCUGUCUUCGCCCUGGGCCCAUUGUUCGCAGUUAUCGUUCACAAGAUGGCCUCUUACGCGUGCUCGGAUUGCACACAGCCAAGGUGGUUCACAGAGGCGCUUUAUUUGUCAUCGACUUUGUCGUAGUUGACGAGCCUGGCCAGCCACCCCUUCUAGGACUCCCGUCUUGCGACAAGCUGAACUUGAUUCGGCGAGUCGAUGCUGUUCAGUCGCCAGUAGAAGCUCCGCUGCCGCCAAUCGUCGUGGAAUUCAUGGACGUCUUCGAAGGAUUAGGUAAAUUACCUGUCGAACACGACAUUAGGCUGCUGUCGGGUGCUAAUCGCGUGGAUCCUGUUGUGUGUGCAGCCAGUCGACUUCCGUUCCGGCUGGAGGAUCGCGUUUUCAAGAAGUUGGACGAAAUGGUCAACGACAAAAUCCUCACCCCCGUGCAAGAGCCAACUGAGUGGGUCAGCCGAAUGAUGGUGGUGGGAAAGCCGGACGGUGAUGUCCGUAUUUGUCUGGACCCGUUUGAGCUCAACAAGGCUAUUCAACGUCAACAUUUUGCCGUCCCCACCAUUGAGCAGCUGUUCAGCAAGUUGGCGUCCUAUUUGUGCACAAUGGCCACUCCGAAAGGCCGUUAUCGCUUCCUCCGGCUGCCGUUUGGAUUGAAGUCAGCCCCUGAAAUUUAUCUUCAGACGAUGAACGACUUGUUUGGAGACCUGUCCGGCGUACUCAUCUACUUUGAUGAUUUCCUUGUAACGGGUGAAACGGAGGAGGAACUUCUAGCCAACCUUCGUCAAGUGUUUGUACGUUGCCGUCUCCAUGACUUGAAGCUUCAGUUAAAAAAGUGCAAAUUCUUCCUCCAGGAGCUCCCGUGGCUAGGCCAUGUCAUUGGCCAGGGAAUUUUAAAGCCGGACCCUCUCAAGAUUUCGGCAAUUGUGGAAAUGCCUGAUCCAACUUGUCCGGCAGAUCUCGUCCGUCUCCUGGGCAUGGUGACAUACCUGGACAAAUUCUGCCAAAAUCUCGCGGGUCUGACACGACCCUUACGUGACUUGCUCAAAGCAGACGCAGCGUGGGUGUGGGAAGAGCCCCAGAAGAUGGCCCUUGGUCAGCUAAAAAGUGCAUUGUCGUCUCUUCCAGUGCUACGACUGUUUGACCACUCACUGCCCUUGGUUGUGUCCGUUGAUGCGUCUCCCGUCGGCAUCGGUGCAGUGUUGCUUCAAAAUAACCAACCGAUCGCGUACUCGUCAACGUCGUUAACCGAUACUCAAAAACGGUACUUUCAGAUCGAAAAGGAGCUGUUGGCGGUCCAGUUUGGACUCAUGCGCUUCCGGCAGUACGUCUAUGGCCAAAUGGUGGUGGUUGAAACCGAUCACAAGCCGUUGGUUGGCCUCCUGGAGAAGCCCAUUGCGUCUUGUUCCCCGAGAAUCCAGCGGAUGCGUCUUCAACUCCAGCGAUUUGAUUUCCAGCUCGUCUACAAGCCGGGCAAGGAGCUGUUUAUCGCCGACACGCUUAGUCGGGCUCCGUCGCCCCGCCUCUUUACCGAUGACGUCACUCAAGACUGUGAGGAGCAGGUUCACGCUGUUCUUGACCUGAUAAUUCCUCAUGAUUCAACUCGUGUCAAAUUUGCUGCAGCAACAAUGGCAGACCCGACUCUCCGUCUCCUGAAAGAAGUCCUUCGGCGUGGAUGGCCUGAUCACAAGGCCCAGUGUCCGGUGGCCGUUAAGCCGUUCUGGCCAGUACGCCACCACUUGUCUGAAGCUGAUGGUCUGCUACUCAAUGGCAGCCGGUUGGUGGUUCCGAUUUCGCUUCGGCAGGAAGUGUUGGCCGGAAUACACGACGGCCAUUUUGGAGAGGUGAAGUGCAUCUUACGGGCCAAAUCGGCCGUUUAUUGGCCCGGGUGUGACGAGCAAAUUCGCAACAUGGUGGCCAGCUGUUCGACCUGCCAAACGCAUCGCCAUCGAAACCCAGCGCAGCCUCUUCGUCCAGUGCCGUUGCCGGUUCAUGCAUUUCAGUGGGUGUCGGCUGACAUUUUUCUACAUGGUGGCGUCAACUACCUCCUGAUUGUUGACGCAUAUAGCAAGUGGCCGGCAUGCGUUCCGUUGCGCAGUUUAUCGUCGUCGUCCGUCGUCGCCGAAAUGGAACGCAUAUUUAGUGACUUUGGCGUUCCGGAAAUUGUCAUGUCCGACAAUGGCUCUCAGUUCGAUUGCGCCGAAUUUCGAGAGUUCUGCGAGGGCCGUGCCGUUCGGUCAGUGACGUCCAGCCCAACCUACGCACAGUCCAAUGGUCUGGUGGAGCGCCACAUACAGACAGUAAAAAAGACGCUCCUAAAAAUGUUUACGGAUGGCCGGUCUCUGUGGGAGGCCUUGGCGGCCAUUCGGUCAACUCCAAUAUCGUCGGAACUGCCGUCUCCGGCAGUGUUAUUGCAGGGACGCCACCUUCGUGGCAGCUUGCCGUUUCUGCAGGAUCGUCUGGUUCCACAAUUUGUAUCUGCCAAGUUCGUUCACGGCCAGCUCCAGCGUCGUCAGGCUACGGCUUGUUUCACUCACGGCGGUCGUCCGGAUGUUCGUGGGUCGGCGCUCAUUGUCGGUCAACGUGUCCGGGCGUUCGUCUCUGGAUUGUGGUUACCAGGUGCCGUCGAAGCUGUUUGCAGCGAACCGGACUCAUAUGUCGUUCGGUUGGCGGAUGGGCGAGCUUUUCGUCGGACGCGCCGCGAUAUAAAUCUUGACAACUCGCCGUCGGCAGGAUUGGCCGUGGGUCAACAGAGUGGUGGUGCUGCUGUAAUCCAGUCUGCUGUUCGCGGUUAUCGCCCCGCCCCUGCUAAUCAUCUGCUGCCGGCCCUGUCUUGGUCUCCGCCUGCCCGCGCUGUGAAUGUUCCAGUUGCCCAGCCGCUUCCGGUAGCCCUGGGUCAACCGUCAGUGAUGCCACAGCCUCCGCCGGUCUUUGUCAAUCCGGCGCCCGGCCCGGCAACCCCUGCAAGGCAACGAGCAGCGCCCGUCUCAACCGACCAGCGUGCUACCGUCCAGCUGCCCGCUGUCCAGUCAACCCUGACUGCAUCAAGUCCGCUGGCCGUUGCGCCUCAUCGUCCGGGAUCGACUCGCUCUGGUCGCCCUUAUCUCAAGCCGUCUUAAUUGUAUGUGUGCGAUUCCGUGUUCGUUGUCCUGGCUGCUUUGCUAGUGACACUUUUGGCUGUUUUGCUAUACUUUCACUCAUGGAAUUCAUCGUCUAAUUCUCAAUUUUGUUUUCUUCCUGCGUCUCGUCCCAUUGUUCAUGUCAUUUCGUGUCCUAUCUCAUUGUUCAUUUCAUAGUGAUUGUUCUCUGGUUUUCGUCCCAUUGUUCAUGUCAUGUCGUGUUUUCCUCAUUGUUCAUUUCAUUGUGUUUAUUGUCUUGUUCGGCAUGUUAGUUGUCGUUCAUUUAUGUGUAAUCAGUGUGCGAGGGGGAGAUGUUGUAGAAUCUAGUGCUGACCGCUAGAUGUCAUGCCACCUAGAGCGAGCAUAUCCCCGCUAUGCAGAGUCCCAAUACAGCAGUCUUCGACA